This is a messenger RNA of Amoebophrya sp. A120, 1599 nucleotides long. Lineage: Eukaryota; Dinophyceae; Syndiniales; Amoebophryaceae. The record is from the annotation of a GenBank genome assembly.
AUGUCAGCUACACCAACAACACUGUCGACUUUGGCGCAGCGUUUCCGCGAGCUGGAUUCCAACGGUGAUCACAUUCUGUCAACCGCAGACGCGGACGUGACUGAACAUGACCUGCAGAGUCUGCGCGCUGCGGCGAGUAGUGCCGGUUUACCAGCAGUGAGCACCUCUGGGACCUCCGAGGACCACGAUAAGCUGGCGUCUGAUGCGGAAAAGGUACUCUUCUCUCAGCCACAGAAUUCCAUCAUGAAGUUUCGCGCGCCCGAAUAUGUAGAAACGAAUACCUCCAGGAGAGCGAAUUAUUCAUAUGUAAGCAAGAAUAAGAAGCUCGUAACUAAAAGAACUUCGCUCACCGACAGGCCAAGGGCAUUUCUUUCGGCGAGUUUGUGGACGGCUGCACGGUGGCUCUCGCCGCGGCGGAGUCGAAGGAGGAAGAUGCGAAAGCGCAUGCGAACCCGGCAGGGGCAACAUCCGCCUCGUCCCCCGCAGAAGGAAUGAAGGAAUCCGUGGACGGCGAGAACAGGCCACGCGAGCAGGUGCUGCACCAAUCGCAAUCCGCAUCGCUUCUCCAGGUGAGAAAAGAUAAAGAAGCGAUGUCGGUCUUUGGUUUGACCACAAUGUGCUGCGAUGUAUCAAUGGGGAAUAACAUUAGUAGUUGCGGAAGCCCGAGGAGUUCCGUCAGUGGCAGCACAAUGACUUCAAGGAGUUCACUAAGCAUACCCACAGCGAUGUCAACGUCCCGUAAAGCUGCAAGCUCGAAAGCUGGUGCCUCGCUUCCUCCUACCGCGGAGCAGAAAGCUCUUCCUCCUUCGGAGCAGAAACCACGGGAACGGGAUUGGUGGGAUAGUUUUAUCGACCGCGGAUAGAAGACUUCGUUUCUUCUUGUUCAGCUUCAACUUCAUCCUCUUUUCACGACAAUGCUCGUGUAAUGUGGACGAGCAGCAGCAGCUUCCCACGCAUGCGAUAAUGAGACUGAGAGGUCGUAGGAGGGAACUCUAACGCGACAACGCCGAAAAGAACACAUGACUCAGAGCAAUUCUUUUGCUUCUUGUUCCCAGACUUGAACUUGUACAUUUUAGUUUAUUUCAUCCAAUCAUCAACCCGAAGCCGUGGUGAUAGACGAACAGUGCUCCCAGUGAAAAUGUGGAUCAGCGAUAAAAAAGGCUGCGCUUGUGAAGUUGAGCACCGCGGUGAAUGAAGGUAUUAAAAACUAUUCAGUUAUCACAGUUUCUCGAAGAUGUGUACUUAGCAUCAGGAAGAUAGUCGUCAUGAACUACUCAGUGAUUUUCUCUACUGGAUGCAGCCCCCCAGCUGCUGCAGCUGCAGACGUGAUUGGAUAUGUUUCAAACAGAGCAACAGGAGCUUGAACUUGUAGUUUGAGAAGCCUCCUUAUGUCAAGAAUCAUGGACAGCUACAGGUACAGACUUUGAAUUAUUUCAGCAAAAGGAUUGUUUUAUCUUCGUGAUACGCAAAAUAAAGUCAGUUUCACUUUCACGCACGAACCGGUCGUGGAUGAAAAUCAUGCAGUUUGAUGCAGUUGCUCUGAGAGACAGGAAAAAUUUGAAGUUUCGAAUUUCAGAGUUAGAGUUUUAUCUGUAAGAG